This is a messenger RNA of Clupea harengus (Atlantic herring), 1843 nucleotides long. RefSeq lists its product as uncharacterized. Gene Ontology annotation, cellular component: external side of plasma membrane. Lineage: Eukaryota; Metazoa; Chordata; Actinopteri; Clupeiformes; Clupeidae. The transcript is spliced from 7 exons. The record is from RefSeq and is a predicted model, not a curated record. Bases 924 to 1496 code for a protein of 190 amino acids. Gene Ontology annotation, biological process: immune response; cellular response to lipopolysaccharide; T cell costimulation.
ACCAACGAGUCACAUGAAUCCACUCAUUGAGUCAUUAAAAGUUUGUGAGAAAUGUCUCCAUCUAGUGGUGAUAACCAGGAACUGCGUGAGUUGUGACAGCUGAUUCAUACAGAUACAGAAGAUCCAUUAGAUAUAUAAAAUGUGUUGUUACAUUGGAGAUACUGGUUACUUAUCUCCGAAUUGGUUGUAAUUUGCAGGAAUGGGUAAUACCUACCAAAAUAAUGUCAUCAUACUCCAAUGCUAAUCAUUUUGUAUGUAACCACUGCUGCUUGAAAGACAUGCUGUUUAAUCGCUGCACACUGUAGAUAAUUCUGACUGAAAUUCACCCUCAUAUCAGCACCCUUCAUAUGUCUCACAAUUUGACAGGAGACUGAGAGCUUGACAUCCUCUCUUGUAUUUACUGCUAAACUGUACACACUGUGAUUUACACAUUUGCUAUGCUUUGUCAAAAUCCAUUCCUCACUUACUUACUUAGCCUCUAAAACAUUGCCUAGUGUGUCAUGAAUCUUAUUAUUUUGACAACCAUUAGUGACUCACACAGUGACAGCUGUUGAAAUUGUAGGUCAAAAUCUCUUAUGUCCUUUAUUUGAAUGUGCCUCUUCAUUCCAGUCAUCUUCUAUAAUGUUUGGAGUAUUGAAAGAGAGAGCAAAGCCAUGGCUUUCAUGGGCAUCAUGUAUGGAUCAUCAGUACACAUGGGCAUACGGUCUUUCUUUGCAGGUAUGAACAAAAUGAAAUUAUAGUAUGUUUCUGUCUAGUUACAUGCUCACACAUAGAUAACAGAACUGUUCAGAGAGAAUAUUUCUGAUGCUGUAAGAAUGUAAUAAUUGGAAGUUGAUGUUUUUGUUUUAUUGUAAUAAGCCAAAUCGAUAAAGUAACAUGAUUCAUAUGCAUUUUCUAUUUCAGGGGGAGCUUUCGUGGAAAUAAUGGACGUUUCAUACUUGUUCACUCUGUCUUUCCUGUCUCGCACAUUCAAUGAGACUGCAUUCAUGAGCAUGUUUGCUGGGAUGUUUGUAGUUCCUGUAUCCAACUGGAUUUUAAAUGCCAUUGUUCAAAAGAAAUAUCCUUUUCUGCUGAAAUCAAAAUUGUAUUGGCUGUUUCUGUUGGGCUGGUAUGCACUCAGGCGUCUCAUCAUAAGUGUUGUAGUUUUCUACUUCUUUGAUCAAAUUCUGGAAAGUAAUGAAGAGCGGGCUGGAUUGCUGUCUGUGACUGCGCUGCUCCAACUCCUGGCUCUGGCUGGAAUAUUUGACCAUGUGUAUAAGCCCUCUUUAGCUGAAACACCUAAGACUAUUCUCUACAUGUAUGGAGCUUUUGGUGUAGUCGCAGCUAAUGCUAUUACCCUGGCAACAGAACUAAUGCUGAAAUUACGAAAAGGACAACGGACUUUGACAGAUCUCCGUGUCAUAGUUCUGCCAUUUGAAUGUGUUUUCGUUUUAAGCUGGAUAGCUCUAUGGACCCAUGCUUACUGUGAGUAUAAUUCAAAAAUUCACCUGUCAUAACUAUGAUAUAAAGGGUUUUGUGGAUGACAUAUUAAAUAACUGUUUAUAUUAUAAAAUAUAGGGACAGAAAGUCAGAACAGGUAUGUACCUUUUUCUGAUUUAUCUUGGUUGAUGCUAAUGCUUCUGUCAUUGAACUGGGAAUUCAUUUGUGUUGAAAAUUACAAGAUAAAUGAAUGGUUGUCUCUCAGGCAUGUGUCAUUACCCUCAUUUUUAUUACUGUUAUGAUUAAUUUCCCUAGAAUUAAGCAAGAAGUGGCGAUAUUACGGAGAUAUGGUCGUAGACGUUGGCUAAAGUUUUUGAGGGAUGGUGCUGAACCAUCUGAGGCUCUUGAGAUGUCAAGUCAGUCU